Messenger RNA from Lytechinus pictus (painted urchin), 3088 nucleotides. Its product is annotated as relaxin receptor 1-like. Gene Ontology annotation, cellular component: plasma membrane. The transcript has 11 exons. Gene Ontology annotation, biological process: hormone-mediated signaling pathway; adenylate cyclase-activating G protein-coupled receptor signaling pathway; activation of adenylate cyclase activity. Lineage: Eukaryota; Metazoa; Echinodermata; Echinoidea; Temnopleuroida; Toxopneustidae. Gene Ontology annotation, molecular function: G protein-coupled peptide receptor activity. The record is from RefSeq and is a predicted model, not a curated record. The coding region runs from base 398 to 1669 and encodes 423 amino acids.
GCGGGAGAAUGGAAUACGAGACCUGGACGAUGGAAAUGCAUUUCAGGAUCUUCUUUCCUUGGCCUGGUUAGACUUCGAAGGGAAUGACAUCAGGAGAAUCACCGCUGAUUCCUUCGCCACAAAUUCAUCUCUAUUCGUCAUUGUGCUGAAGAAUAACAGCAUUUCAACGCUUGAAAGAGACUCUUUUUCUUCACAUCCGACCUUGAUUGAAAUUGACCUUUCAGACAAUCAUAUUCGGCACCUACCAAAUGGAAUCUUCGAUAAUCUCCAGAUUCUUGAAAUACUGCGCCUGCAGAAUAAUCCUUUAACAACGAUCCAUACUGACUUGUUCAAUUACUUAAGCAGUCUAAUCGAUCUAAACCUUACUGGAAUUACAAUAUCUAACAUCAGCUUAGAUAUGUUUGACAGUCUGACGAGUCUUGAGAAAGUAGAAUUUGAAAAAUUCGAGUACUGUCGCUACGCCCCUCACGUUCGAACCUGUACCCCUCGAUCCGAUGGAAUCUCGUCGUUUGAAAAUCUCCUGAAGAACGUGAUUCUACGAGUUUUUGUGUGGACGAUAGGUAUCAUCACAAGCGUGGGUAAUCUAGGUGUCUUGGUUAGCCGUGCUUUUAUGAAAGCAGAAAAUAAAGUACAUACGGUGGUCGUUAUUAAUCUGUGCACUGCCGAUUUGUUGAUGGGUCUCUAUCUGCUUAUCAUCGGUACUCAUGACGUCACAUAUCGUGAUAGCUACAACCAGCAUGCGCUUGAAUGGACUAAUAGUCUGACAUGCAAGGUAUCUGGACUUCUGGGGAUGCUUUCGAGUGAAGUUUCGGUCCUCACACUCAUGUUCAUAUCUCUUGAGCGGUACUUCAUCAUAGUCUACCCAUACAGCUUUCAGAGGAUAAAAGCUAGGCGAGCGGUGAUCGUCUUGAUCUUUAUUUGGAUAAUCGGGACUAUUCUUGCGGUACUGCCCAUUAUUCCCGUGGCAUACUUCGGGAACUUUUACGGGAGCAAUGGUGUGUGUUUUCCCCUUCAUCUUCAUGAACCAAAAAUGAAAGGCUGGGAAUAUUCAGCCUUCGUGUUCCUGGGGAUAAAUACGACUGCCUUCAUUGUCAUCGUUGUGUCAUACACAGGUAUGUUUGUCAGCAUUCGGAGAACGAGAAGAGCGGCUGCACAGUGUGGUAUGAAGGGAGACAUGGCCUAUGCGAAACGCUUCUUCUUCAUCAUCCUUACUGAUUCCCUGUGCUGGCUUCCAAUAGCAAUCCUCAAAGUCGUCUCACUGUGUGAUUUUGUCAUUUCAGAAACCCUCUACGGCUGGAUCGUGGUUUUCGUACUGCCAAUAAACAGCGCCCUCAAUCCAAUACUCUACACCAUUAGCACCACACCCUUCGUGAUGUGGUUCUUGCGAUCCAUCAAGAGAGGUCGCAGUGACAGUUCAGACGGCUUUACCUCGUACACGAACUUACCAAAGCGUGCCUCCUGUUUCUCGACCGGUACCAACGGGCCGCUCGGCCUUCAGUUGGAAGGCGUGUCAUCGGUCUCCACGUGUCUACCGUCGGUGUCGGCGACGAUGAUGACGACGCCGCUGAACGUCAUCGACGAGUUGGCUUCCGGCGAGACGUCGCCCUCGUUAAACAGGGUUAAGAGACUGUCCACGCCGAUUGUGAGUCUUGAUGACCUCAUGGAGUGAUGAGCAUGAAACGCAGUCGGGAGAGACGAUGAUGCCUUUGGGGAAAUCUAAAGAAUAACGAUUCGUGCACCAACAACAGUGUGGCGUCUUUGGCGGCGCAAAGUGAACCGGAACCCUUUAGAUGGGAAUGGAAUGAAGACGUUAUCACGCCAAUCGAUAUCGAGACUUAACGAAUCAUCCCAUCAUUAUUUAUUAAACCUCUGGUAGGUCCAUGAUUAAAAUAUCCGCCCUUUCACACGUUAAAAAAAUCGUAAUUUGAAUGAUGAUUCCAGUGAAAAAUAAGGCUAAAUGACGAAUAUUGAGCACGUGUGAAACCAAACUAAAACAUGACUAGAAUCACGAACGCUAAUCACAGUCACGAUUACAAUAUCAAUCAUCGUUAACAUGAUGAUUCAAGAUUCACGUGUGAAAAGGCCCUGAUUCACUCAGCGAUCGUUGGUUUCCCUUUGAAGGUAUUUAUUUUGCGGAGCAUGCGAAGAGGAAUUGUUCUCAAUCGGAGGAAGCAAAUAAAGUAUUUUUCAUGGUUGUGUCCACAUGUGAUUGUCUGCAAUGCACAUGUGUUUUAUAUUUUGGGGUAAAUCUGGGCCCCGUGUUACGAUUGAUCCAAUCAAUCGUAACUCUAUGGAAAUCCACCAGUGUCAUAAUUUUUUCUACAGGCAAUUUAUAAAAUGUCCUUUGUAAACAAAGCGAAACACACCAAAUUGUCAAGAAAUCAAUGAAUUUAUGGAUAUACAUUCAUAAUUAGGAAAUAUUUUGAACAAACAUGCAUAAUAGAUGUUGACGUUGAUGGCCGUCCAUAGUUGCGAUUGAUUGGAUCAAUCGCAACUCUUUGUAAGAUGGGCCCCUGUUGUUUGCAAGGUGCCUGUAUGUAUUCAUGGUAAUGAUUCAAUAUUUAAGAGAAAAUUGAUAUAAAAUGAAGUCCGAACCUCUCACUGCGUUACAUAGGGGAUACCGGGGAGAUAUGGGAUACGUUUUAUGUCGGGACAGAAUCCUUGUAACUUUUGAAAUAUGUUGUCAAGCUAGGUCAUAAUAAUAAGCUGUAUGUCUUAAAAUUUAGAUAUACUGAAGUGUAUAAUAUCGCAUUUGAUGAAACCCUAACAGUAUGUUUUUUUUGGUGUAAUUUAUGUUUAAAAAAAAAACAUUAUUUGGGGUACGGACGGGACACCCCGGGAUGAAAUGGUACAUCGAGAAAUUCUGGAAUUUGAAUCACACAAGUAGAACUUACACGUGCGGUGACAAAUGGGGCACAUUUCUCCCCCCUCGGCAAAAAUAAUGAUUAAAAAACAAUGGCGGCCACUACAUCCAACCUGUGUUAUCAAGCAGGGUUUUUUUCUCUCAGAAGAUUGCACACCUACAUACUAGGUUACCAGCACGCCUACCAGAUCUAUGUUACAUAGUGUACUUGAUAAUUUCCUUGAC